UUAAAACUGAAUGGAAAUUUCCAGUCUGCCUUACUCGUAGCUAUAUUAACAGACACAACCGGCAAGACGGACGCUACGGAACUCAACUAAACGGCACGAAACGAACUAAAAGAACCACUACAAGAGAAUCUUGAGGAAUCUAUUCAUUGACUGAAGAACACUUGGACCUACACAUUUCUUCGUUUCUUAGUGAAAUCUCCUGUCCUUACUUCAAAGUCAUCAUGUCUCAGCAGCAGAUCAGUCUCCCAGCCAAGCUCAUUAACGGCGGUAUCGCUGGCAUCGUUGGUGUUACUUGUGUGUUCCCCAUUGACUUGGCAAAGACCAGGUUGCAGAAUCAGAGACGAGGUCAGCAGGUCUACAAGAGCAUGAUGGACUGCCUUGUCAAAACAGUUCGAUCAGAGGGCUACUUUGGAAUGUACAGAGGUGCUGCUGUAAAUUUGACCCUGGUUACCCCUGAGAAGGCAAUCAAGUUGGCUGCUAAUGACUUGUUCCGCCAUCACCUUGCCAAAGAUGGAAAGGGCCUGACAGUGGUUAAAGAGAUGCUGGCUGGUUGUGGUGCUGGUAUGUGCCAAGUCAUUGUCACCACCCCAAUGGAAAUGCUGAAGAUACAGCUACAGGAUGCCGGCAGACUUGCGGCUCAGCAGCAAAAGCCAGUCAUGAUGUCUCCCACCAAGCUUGUGGCCACCAACACCAUGCUCAGUCGCUCCUACAACUCCGGCACGGUGGUCACACCACCUCGAGCUGUGUCGGCUACACAGAUAGCAAAGGAACUUCUCCACACUCAGGGCAUCCAGGGGCUCUACAAAGGUCUGGGAGCAACACUGAUGAGGGACGUUCCCUUUUCUGUCAUCUACUUCCCGUUGUUUGCCAACCUGAACCGCCUAGGCAAACCCAGUCCUGAGGAGUCCUCACCCUUCUACUGGGCUUUCCUCUCAGGCUGUGCAGCCGGAUCUACCGCUGCAGUGGCUGUGAACCCAUGUGAUGUGGUGAAGACCAGACUGCAGUCACUGAACAAAGGGUCCAGUGAGGAGUCUUACAAAGGAGUUGUGGAUUGUAUAAGUAAAAUAAUGCAGAAGGAGGGACCCUCUGCCUUCCUGAAAGGUGCCGGCUGCCGAGCUCUGGUCAUCGCACCUCUGUUUGGCAUCGCGCAGGUUAUGUACUUUGUUGGUGUUGGAGAAUAUAUCCUGGACAACUCACCUCUAAGCCUCCUGUCAGCAUGAGACCACUUCGACGUGCUGGCUGGAUAUACAUGUGACAUUCUGAGUGUAAAUGGAUGGAACAAGUGGCAGCUACAUACAUCAGUUUACAGCAGAAAAAAAAGAAGAAGAAGAAGAAAAAAAAAAAGAAAUGAGACAGUCUGGUGUGACCAGUCAGAAAGGCUUCCGGGUUUGAAGACUAUCACCUACCAUCUUCUGUAUGGUCUGAAAGCUGUGUUGCACUUAAACACUUUUGUGGCUUAUUCAGAAGGCUACUGCCAACGUUUGCAGUUGAAGCUAUUAGCCUUACUGGGUUGAGGGACUCAGAGUUGCAGUGUUAUUCUUUCUUUGUCCCUAGACAGUCCUGCUGUGUUUCCCUCUGUGAGGGAGGGGAGCUGGGAAUCACUCCAUCUAAGAGACAGACCUGUUUUUGUUUUCUCUUCCAUGCUAUCCCUUUUCACAUUAUUUUGUAUGUGUAUGCUACAGUUUUAUUUUUGACUUGCUGAAUGCAGUAGUUUGCAGUUUUUUGUUUUUUUUUGUAUGUGUUUCUUUCUUUUCCAAGCUGUCUCAUGUUACAAAACCCUCAAGUUGGAACAAAUGUUUCAAGUGAGGGUGUACAUUUGGGCCCAAUUUACACCAUUUAUUUCAAAGGGAUCUAUUUUUUUUUUUUUACAUACAUUUUCAGCAAUAACUGAGUGUACAUGUUUAAUUUUACUGAUCAUGAACCUUCCUACUGAAAUGGGACCAUACGGUUUACUAAACCAUGAACAGUGUCCUGAUAGAUACUUGAUAUUAGCCCUACAGUUGUUUAGCUGUGAACCACAUUCUUUGUAUCCUAAUAUCUGCAAAAACUUGAGAUGCAUUCAUGCACAUUAUAUAUAUAUAUAUGUAUGUGUUUGUCCACAUAACCUCAGUUAAGAUAUUUACAUAUGCAUACUUUUCUGAUUUGACUCCUAAUUAUCAGCCGUCUUUGGUUUAUGCCUUAACAGAGCAGACUGACAUUUCUGUCUGAUUCUGGAGAAGCAAAGCUCUCGGCCAAAAAAAAAACACAUUAUUACCGUUACUGUGAGCAUGUGAAAAAUGACUGUUACCAUACUUUGUUUUUUGUGAUGGCUUUUUGUACAUACAGUGUGUAUAUAUGUAUAUAUAUACAUUAAAAUUUGCAAUGCACUCAUUC
Molecule: messenger RNA, 2373 nt
Organism: Thunnus maccoyii (southern bluefin tuna)
Lineage: Eukaryota; Metazoa; Chordata; Actinopteri; Scombriformes; Scombridae
Gene: slc25a55a
Product: solute carrier family 25 member 55a
Exons: 10
Coding region: 222-1220 (332 amino acids)
Biological process (GO): L-glutamate transmembrane transport; aspartate transmembrane transport; malate-aspartate shuttle
Molecular function (GO): L-aspartate transmembrane transporter activity; L-glutamate transmembrane transporter activity
Source: RefSeq, a predicted model, not a curated record